GAUCAAAUGGACCCUGAGUUCCUCUUCAGUUCCACAGAUCCGGAGGUUCUAUCGCUCUUUGGUUCCGAGGAGAACCACUUAGCAGUUAAGCGGUGCAUCGAGCAGGAGCGUGGAGAGAUAAGGCCUGACGGAACAGUCGACCCACAGCCAUUCUUGGAUAGGCUCACUCCCGUCCUUAACGACACCCGCCCCGACAUCCUCGAUCUCCUUGUCUCUGGUACAGAAUCCUGCUCGCUUGAAACCAUUAAGGACUUUGAGAUCUGCAUCUUCUAUGUAUGCUUCGAGGGGGAAUUCACACCGCCUGAGCCUACAACUGUUGUUCCUGAGGAGUAACGAUGGCAAAUAUUUUCAUACUUCAGAUGAAAUCUUCACGUCACAACAAUGUAAAUUAUUUAAAUAAGGAUUAGAAAAGAUGUGGAAUUAUUUUCUCUUACGUGUUUCCUGAAGUUCUGUUCAGAAGAAUGAAAAUCUAUGUAGAUAAUACAGACAUUAUUUUUUAUUAUCGAAUAGCACUGAAAUAGUAUGAUGACAUAAGUAGAGACAUCUCUACGUAAUUCACCAUAAUGAAUAAGAAAUUACAAUACCUAUAACCAUA
Penaeus monodon (black tiger shrimp) is the source of this 595-nucleotide messenger RNA. RefSeq lists its product as uncharacterized. The record is from RefSeq and is a predicted model, not a curated record. Lineage: Eukaryota; Metazoa; Arthropoda; Malacostraca; Decapoda; Penaeidae.